UUGUCAUAGAGUGCGUAAAUUCAAAGUUAAAUGUAAGAGCGUAUUUAAUGCACAGUUGUUAUUGUUUAUCAAUAGCGUCUGUUGUUACCAUAGGAGGAAGUUAAUAUAUGAAGAUCGAAUUUUGAAUUUUGUUUAUUUUUUGUGUACAUAAUGGAAUGGGUUUAGAAAAAUAAUUUCUUUUAGGUAUUUUUGUAAAAUGGACGUGUAUUGGAACCUGUGCCGUUUGUACUGUGUGUUAUAUACCUUCCACAGCGGUGGUAAAUGCUAGUGUGAAGUGAAUGUGAGAACUGGUGUGAGGGUGCUGACAGGCCAUGGAGCCUCAGAAGACGGACUCCAACGUUGAGUGCGCUGGCUUCACGUUCAUAUCCAGUUUUGAUUCAGGAAACCUCGCGCACGUUGAACUAGUGCCAAAAAACGAAAAUGCUGCACCAAACUCGGCAGAGAAAACUGUGGGGAACGACUCGGAUGACUCGCCGGACUACGAGUUCAACAUCUGGACGAAACCGGACUGUGCUGGAACAGAAUACGAGAACAACAACAGCACAUGGUUUUACUUUGGUAUCAAAGGAGGGACGCCAUGCGCUCAGGUCAAGCUGAACUUGAUGAACCUCAACAAGCAGUGCAAGAUGUACAGCCAGGGGAUGGCCCCGGUGUGGCGCGUCGUGCCAGGACGCAGCCACUGGGACCGCAUCAGGGACAGGCCCACCUACCUCGUCGAUGACCACACGUUCGUGCUGAGCUUCAAGUACCGCACACUGGACAACCCGCGCGCCAUCGCCUACUUUGCGUUUACGUACCCCUUCUCCUACGUCGACCUGCAGAACAUGCUAGCCAACAUCGACGCACGCUUCAGGAGGCUCCAAGAGGGCUGCAUCGCUCCGGGUCCGGACGACAUCUACUACCACCGGGAGUGCGUGUGUCACUCGCUGGAGGGCCGGCGGGUGGAGCUGCUGACGGUCUCCUCGCACCACCUCAUCAGCACGGAGCGGGAGCCCCGCCUGGCCGGCCUGUUCCCCGUCCCCGAGGCGCCCCGCCCCUUCCGCUUCCUCGGCAAGAAGGUGGUGUUCUUGAGCGCGAGGGUCCAUCCAGGCGAGACACCCUCCAGCUUCGUGCUGAACGGCUUGCUGCAGCUGCUGCUGUCGCGCGAUGACCCGCUGGCCGCGCACCUGCGCAAAGCAUACGUCUUCAAGCUGAUCCCAGUUCUGAACCCGGACGGAGUGUCGCGCGGCCACUACCGCACGGACACGCGCGGCGUGAACCUGAACCGAGUGUACCUGGACCCGUCGCCCGUGCUGCACCCCUCGGUGUUCGCGGCACGGGCCCUGCUGCGCUACCACCACCUGGGCCACGAGGAGCCGGACUCCCUGGAGGAGCAGGUGUCCACGCUGAGCCUGUCCCCAGGACAGGAGCCCGUCGCGCCGUCCGGCCUGCACCUGUACGUGGACCUGCACGGCCACGCCUCCAAGAAAGGCAUCUUCAUGUAUGGGAACCACUUUGAGACGCUGGAAGACAGUGUAGAGUGUAUGUUGCUGCCCCGCGUCAUGGCCCUCAACUGCCCCAACUUCCACUUUGCGGCCUGCAACUUCACCGAGCGCAACAUGUAUCUGCGGGACCGCCGGGACGGCACGAGUCGGGAGGGAUCUGGUCGCGUGGCCGUGCUCAAGAUGACAGGGCUGGUGCGCAGCUACACGCUCGAGUGCAACUACAACACGGGCCGCAUUGUCAACAUCCUGCCCCCGUGCGCGCGCGACAACGCCCGCUACUCCGCCCCCUCAUUUCUCGUGCCCCCCAAGUACACCCCACACAUCUUCGAGGAGGUGGGGCGUGCACUCGGGGUCUCCAUCCUGGACCUCUCGGGGCAGAACCCUUGGAGCCGCCUGCCCAACUCGGAGUUCCACACGCUGUCCGGGGUGCGGGAUUGGCUGCGGGCCAACUACGGGGGCACUGACGCCGGUCGCCCCCCGCUGCGACGCCAGGUGGGCCCGGCGACACCGCGCGGACGUCUCACGGUGAAAUCGCCCGCAGGUCGGCCGCCGCUGCGAGGCCCCGAGCUGAAGGACUCUGACAGGAAAGAGAGCGUGACCCUGGGGCCACGUGCCCGGGCCGUGCCGUGCCGCCCGCCCUCCAGGAAGCCGCGCCGGGCCGCGGAGGCUCGCGACCAGGGUCCCAAGCGCAUGAAGAUCUCGUGCCUCAAGCCGGAGAACACGCCAGGCCCGCCCGCCAAGAGCCAAGAGCUGGUGGUGCGUCUGGAGGAGAUCCUGUCGCUUCCCGAGAAGCUGGGAGCGUUCCUGGGGCCCGCGCGCAACACCGCGGUCGGCAAGAAGAAGCUGGUGCUGCAGGCGAUCGCGGGCAGCUCCCGCGCCGACCCGGCCGUGCCCGGGCAGGAGCCGGCCAAGACUCUGCAGAAGAGGAGCGGCGACGGCAAGAAGCGUGCCAAGGCGGUUCUGCGCAGCCUCGCCACGACCAUGGGCAAACUGCGAGCCGCCGACCCGUGCCAGGGUCUCUUCGUCGAGAAGAAACGCAAGAAGUGCAAGGCCAAACAUGCCAAGCAUUUGUAGCAUUCUCAUUCUCACACUUCGUACCAAAAAAUUUCAGGCUGUGAUUUACCCGUUCCAAAACAAGUUUCAUUGUAAAUAAAAAAUGUUUAUUUCCAGAUGAGAACAAAUAUUUUUGUCUCAUUUGUUUUGUUGUAAUUUAUUUUUAAAAUUAUGAGUUAAUAUUUACGUGUUCAUUAGAUUACUGAAGCCGCUGAUCAAAUUUUAAGGUUUUUUUGUUCCCUUUUAUACUUGUUUUAUACAGCAUGUUCAUUUAUUUAUUUUUCAAAGGUUAUCUUUGUGGUUGUUAAUCUGUCUGUAAUAUUGUAUAUUACUGUAUAUAUACGUAUUCUUUGCUGGAAAAUAAAAUAUGCACUGGAAUAGUUUCAGAAAAA
Molecule: messenger RNA, 2929 nt
Organism: Bacillus rossius redtenbacheri
Lineage: Eukaryota; Metazoa; Arthropoda; Insecta; Phasmatodea; Bacillidae
Product: cytosolic carboxypeptidase-like protein 5
Exons: 11
Coding region: 312-2558 (748 amino acids)
Biological process (GO): protein deglutamylation; proteolysis
Molecular function (GO): zinc ion binding; metallocarboxypeptidase activity
Source: RefSeq, a predicted model, not a curated record